Tribolium castaneum (red flour beetle) is the source of this 3449-nucleotide messenger RNA. RefSeq names its product fibrillin-1. NCBI's taxonomy places the organism in Eukaryota, Metazoa, Arthropoda, Insecta, Coleoptera, Tenebrionidae. The transcript has 15 exons. Gene Ontology annotation, molecular function: calcium ion binding. The record is from RefSeq and is a predicted model, not a curated record. Bases 152 to 3349 code for a protein of 1065 amino acids.
CGGCUGGUUGGAAGAGGGAAGGUAGAUUUGUCCGUAACAAUAUUUGUUUGGAAAGAUAAGUAAAUGCAUCUUGUGCCCUUAACAGAGAAUGAAGUAAAUAAACGUUUGAUAACAGUGAUCAGUGCAGUUCGGGUUUACACAAGUGCGAAAUAUGAACAAACUCGUAGUUUUGCUAUUCGUAGUUCCCCUAAGUGCAGCAUUAAAUGUCGUCACACUUAAGUAUUGUUGCGGAGUUGGUACCCAGCAUGCUAACGCCGGGCACCAAUGCGAAGCUUUCAAGCCCCCGAUAGACGGGGUGCGAAAAGACGACGAGUCCUCCUGUCUCCAUUCAAUCGACGUUUGUUGCAAAAACCGAAUUCAGGAAAUACAAUGCGACAAAGGCAUAAAUGACGCUAAGAAGGGACAAUCGUGUAACGGGGACGGUUUCCAAAAAGACUGUUGCGAGGCUUGUCAAUUGGGACGCGACACAGGCACGUCCACAAAAGCUUGUCAGGAGUUAGGACUUGGCCUCCCGUUCGAUAAAGCUUUUACUGAAUGUUGCAAAGAGAUAAUUGAGUCUCCAACAACAACAACAACAACUGAAAGAACAACCACCGAGGCAAUCAAAUCGACCCCAUCCACAAUUUACUCCCCAUUGCCACCUCUGGAAAACGUGUGUGAUAUUGGCGACGUUUGCGCCCAAAUCUGCAUCCCGACCCAGGAUUCGUACAAAUGUGCGUGCAACAAAGGGUUCACUUUAAUGGGCGAUGGCAUUUCGUGCAAGCCUGACAAAAAUAAGUCGCCGAAAAAGAAUGAUAGAUGUUCCGUGAACAAUCCCUGCGACCACGAGUGCAUCGACACAGGGGUCGCAAUUAAGUGCUCGUGUCGGGAGGGCUACGAGCUAGCCAAGGACAAAAGGACGUGCCAAGAUAUCGACGAGUGCGCCCAGGGAAUCCACCAGUGCGAGCCCACCGAAGAAUGCGUGAACGAAGAAGGGUCGUACUUCUGCGACGACCCGAACUUCCAGCCCGAGACCGACCUGAACACCGACAUCGAACUGGACGGCAACUGCCCCACUGGCUACAAAUUCAAUUACGAGAAAAAAGUCUGCGAUGACAUUGAUGAAUGCGAGUUUGAUAUCAUUUGCCCGCGGCCGCAGACUUGCAUCAACACAAUUGGCUCGUUUAAAUGCGAGGAUAACACCCCGCAAUGCCCCCCGGGAUUUCACUACAAGGACUCCAUCGAGACGUGCACAGACAUCGACGAAUGUAUGACCGGAGACAACGAUUGUAACAAAGAGUCGCAAGUUUGCCUCAACACGAAAGGGAACUACACUUGCAUCGAUAAAGUUUCGAAAAAGACGUGCCCUCCCGGGUUCAAGAAAAACCCGCUUACGCAAAACUGCGACGACAUUGACGAGUGCGUCGAAAACGAAGAACCGUGCGGGUUUAACGAAGAGUGUGUCAAUGAACCUGGGGGGCACAACUGUGUUCCAAGAAGUGGGAAAAAGACGUACGAGUACCCACUGCGGCCCCCCUACGAGCCGGUACUGCCCCCGAAACCCACCGAGGUGGCCUCCAGUACCUCCACUAGCACUAGCACUAGUACCACCACCACCACGACUACGACAAAGCCACACGUUUCGUGCCCAACUGGGUACAGAUAUUCCCCACAAACCAACUCAUGCCUUGAUAUCGACGAAUGUUCCGAAGAUCCACAAACCUGCGACAGCAGUCAGGAAUGCUACAACAGUCCUGGGAGCUACAUUUGUAAAUGCAAGCCCGGGUUUAGUAAAGACUUCCAAACCGGAGCUUGCGUCGAUAUAAAUGAGUGCCAGUUAAACCAGCACGACUGCACGCAGGCCCAGCGCUGCGACAACACGAUCGGUUCUUACCUUUGUGCCAGGAUAACUGGCUGUGGCACUGGCUAUACCUUAAACUAUGCCAAUGGUUUAUGCGAAGACGACGACGAGUGUGCCUUAAAUACGCACACGUGUAACAGUUUAGGUCCAAAUUUCAGGUGCCGGAACACUUUGGGUUCCUACCGUUGUGACCCUAUCAGAAUUGUACCAAAACCAGCGCCUACCCCUUUAAUCCCUGUUUUCUCGACACCUUUCAGCACUCAAAAUUACCCCGUUCUGAUCGGGACACGUAAAAAAUGCCUUCCGGGCUACAUAAUGAACCAACACGGUGUCUGUGAAGAUAUAAACGAGUGCGAAAGCAAUCCCUGUCCCCGGGGCCAAAAGUGCCUCAAUUUCAAUGGUAGGUAUGAGUGUCUUUCGGAGCUACAGUGCAAAAUUGGCUACGAGAUGGACGAAGCAGGGGAAAAUUGUCUCGAUAUAAAUGAGUGUACGAGAGGUACGCACAAAUGCAAGGACACCCAAAUUUGCAAAAACGGACGCGGAUUUUACACGUGUGAGUGCCCUCCGGGCCACCACAUGAACCCCAUGACUCAGAGAUGCGAAGAUAUCGACGAAUGCAAACAUUACAGGGCUUGCUAUCUUAAUGCCGAAUGUGUGAAUACAAUCGGCUCGUACAAAUGCCACUGUAAGGAGGGAUUUCGGGGAAAGGGCAACUCGUGUGAGGACAUUGACGAAUGCAAAGAAAAUGCAGGGUUGUGUGAACACAGCUGUGUCAACAUUUGGGGUUCUUAUCGAUGCGCUUGCAAGCAAGGUUUUAUAUUAAGUUACGACAACAGAACGUGUACGGACAUCGACGAAUGCCAGAAAUUCAAAGAUAAGAGACUUUGUGUUGGAAUAUGUGAAAAUGUUCCGGGGAGUUACCGGUGCAAAUGUCCGGACGGGUAUCGUUUAGGGAACGAUGGGCGAACGUGCAUCGAUAUUGACGAAUGCCAGCAAAACAUCUGUCCUCGCCACGAUGACAUUUGUUUGAACACCCGGGGCGGCUAUAAAUGCUACACAAUCAACUGUCCCCCGAACUACAUCAGGGACCCCCAACACAAAGGGCGCUGUAAACUGCCGCAAAAUUUCUGCGACCGCAGAGACAUCCAGUGUAUUUUAAGGCCCGAGCAGUACACUUAUCACUACAUAACGCUCGUUUCCAAACUACCAAUCCAACGCGACAGCGUCCAAUUCUUCCAAAUCAACGGCCCGAUAUGGAUCACCACCCGCGCCGAGUUCUCGAUGGAAGUGGUCAAAGUCGAGGCACCGUACGGUGUGCAAAAAUGCGACGAGCGCUAUUUCAAAAUGGUCAAGCUUGACCCCAACGCUAUGAAAAUAUUCCUGGUGCGAUCGAUUGAAGGCCCCCAGGAAGUCCAGCUCAAAGUCGAGAUGCACCUCUACCAAAACAACAUACUAACAGCGAACGUGGUCUCGUACAUUUUUAUCGUAGUUUCGGCUUAUCCCUUCUAGAAUAGCGAGGUGGAGGAUGUGCGAGUUUUCAGCGGUGUUAGUCUAGCUAGUUUGUACGAGUACUUACUUUUCUAUUUCAAUAAAAUAUCGUAGAUAUAAA